CUCCCCUCCCUGUAGAGGAUCAACACCAUGCAGCUGAAUUUCAGCGGCCUGAGGGCCCUGGUAACAGGGGCAGGGAAAGGGAUUGGCCGGGACACUGUGAAAGCCCUGCAUGCCUCAGGAGCCAGCGUGGUGGCUGUGAGCCGUACAGAUGCUGACCUAGUCAGCCUCUCCAAAGAGUGUCCCGGGAUAGAGGCUGUGUGUGUGGAUCUAGGCAACUGGGAAGCCACAGAGCAGGCGCUGGGCAGGGUGGGAGCUGUGGACCUGCUGGUCAACAAUGCUGCUGUGGUUCUAAUGCAACCCUUCUUGGAGAUCACCAAGGAGACCUUCGACAGGUCCUUCAAUGUGAAUCUGCGUUCUGUGGUUCAAGUGUCCCAGAUUGUAGCCCGGGGCAUGAUCGCCAGAGGAGUACCAGGAUCCAUUGUCAACAUCUCCAGCAUGGUGGCGCAUGUAACUUACCCCAACCUGAUCACCUACAGCUCCACUAAGUCUGCAAUGACCAUGCUGACCAAAGCAAUGGCCAUGGAGCUGGGGCCCCACAAGAUCCGAGUGAACUCUGUGAACCCCACGGUGGUGCUGACUGCUAUGGGCAAGAAAGUCACGGCGGACCCUGAGUUCUCCCGAAAGAUGAAGGAGCGCCAUCCUCUGAGGAAGUUUGCAGAGGUGGAGGACGUGGUCAACAGCAUCCUCUUCCUGCUCAGCGACCGCAGCGCCUCUACCACGGGCUCGGGGAUCAUGGUGGACGGCGGCUACCUGGCUUCCUAGGACCUCGCUGGAUUGGGGGCCUGUGGGGUACCCCGCUAGCACCCACACAGACGCUGACUGGCCCCGCCCACACGCUCGUGCAUGCGCCACCCUCUGCUAUCGCUAAGGCCCCACUGCACCCCAGGCCUUGCCUAGACCCGCCCUCUUGGAUGACGUCCCACCCUGGCUCUAUCCCCUCAGGCCCCACCCCCGCCUACACACACACACACCUCCAACCAGGACCCUGUCCACCUGCUACUCCCCUCCUCCCUCACCCCGUCCACACCCGGUGACCACCCCCCAUCUUGGAUGUCCCUGCUGCGAACAGACAUAAAUAAAUGGACGCCAUUGUUUGGUACCAACGUGAA
Chinchilla lanigera (long-tailed chinchilla) is the source of this 1109-nucleotide messenger RNA. RefSeq names its product carbonyl reductase [NADPH] 2. The transcript has 8 exons. NCBI's taxonomy places the organism in Eukaryota, Metazoa, Chordata, Mammalia, Rodentia, Chinchillidae. Bases 28 to 762 code for a protein of 244 amino acids. Gene Ontology annotation, molecular function: carbonyl reductase (NADPH) activity; L-xylulose reductase (NADPH) activity. The record is from RefSeq and is a predicted model, not a curated record. Gene Ontology annotation, biological process: glucose metabolic process; xylulose metabolic process.